This is a messenger RNA of Ochlerotatus camptorhynchus, 437 nucleotides long. Its product is annotated as FACT complex subunit spt16-like. Gene Ontology annotation, molecular function: nucleosome binding. The transcript has a single exon. Lineage: Eukaryota; Metazoa; Arthropoda; Insecta; Diptera; Culicidae. The record is from RefSeq and is a predicted model, not a curated record. Gene Ontology annotation, biological process: transcription elongation by RNA polymerase II. Gene Ontology annotation, cellular component: FACT complex. The annotation marks the transcript as partial.
AUGGCGGUCGGCGUAGACGAGGAAGCCAUCUACAACAAAUCCACCUCGCUGCAGACCUGGCUACUGGGAUACAAGCUGACCGAUACGGUUACGGCACUGUGCAAAAAGUUAUUCUUUUUCCUGACCAGCAAGAAGAAGAUCGACUUCUUGAAGCAGAUCGAGAAGGACUGUGAGGAGGGCAUUCCGUCGGUGAAGCUGUUGGUUCGGGAUGAGAACGACAAAGGCAAGGCCAAUUUUGAUAAGCUGCUGGAGGCGAUCAAGGGAUCCAAAGAUGGCCAAACGUUCGGCGUCUUCUCCAAGGAAAACUUCCCGGGUGAAUUCUGUGAAUCGUGGCGAGUCUUCAUCAAGGACAAGAGUUUCGACACGGUGGACAUCAGCGUCCCAAUCGCAUACAUCAUGUUCUCCACGGAGGACUCCGAGGUUAUCACCAUCAGACG